Messenger RNA from Aricia agestis (brown argus), 1065 nucleotides. RefSeq lists its product as uncharacterized. The transcript has 2 exons. Gene Ontology annotation, cellular component: extracellular region. Lineage: Eukaryota; Metazoa; Arthropoda; Insecta; Lepidoptera; Lycaenidae. Bases 158 to 907 code for a protein of 249 amino acids. The record is from RefSeq and is a predicted model, not a curated record. Gene Ontology annotation, molecular function: chitin binding.
GAUCGAAUGAGUGUAACUGAGCCUUAACCCGCAGCCUAUUUUCCUUUCUCCGCGAGGUGUCAAAUAUCAUAAUUGAUCGUGAAAUGUGAAGUGACCUGAAAAGCGGUGUCGCCGUUAGUCGCGGCCCAGCGUUCCUCCAACCUUGACAUCUAGAACAAUGUCCAGAAUAUUCUGCUUCGUGUGUAUUGCUCUACUAAGCAUAGGUCCUGCUAAAUCGUUUAUUAACAUCAGAACAACUGAUUGUGGGCCUUACGGCUUCGUAUGUGAUGGGGCGAAUAGAGUCAGACUUUGCGACGGGGACCACCUAGUGGGACCGGCUUUCAACUGCCCAUCGGAUAGUCUGUGCAACGAGGAAUCGACUGACGUAUGCGAAAACAGAAUGAACUACAUAGACCCAGUGUUGUCGAAGACGAUUCGGUGCCACAGAAACGAGAGGGUCGCCGAUCCCAGCGUAGAAAAUUGCAAGGGCUACAUCCUGUGCAUUCCAAACAAAAACCGCGUCCAAGGCAUUAAGUUCAAGUGCUCGGGCAACACCGUAUUCAACGGUUUCACUCGGACCUGCACCUCCCCCGAAAAAUACAAGUGCCCAAUAGCAAACUCUACCAAAACGAGCUUCCAAUACUUCGGGGGGAGCGGCUCGAAGAGCAACGCGAGUAAGAGUCCGGACCAGGCCCAUUUCCAUCGGCCGAUCGACUGCAAGAGCUACAAGUUCGCUGUGACCCAGGAGGACGCUCCCACCAAAGCGACCUACUUCUGUCCGUCGAGGCCCGUCGUGGGGGAGUCUCGUAUCAGAUGCACCAUCUUCUCCAACUACUUCUGCAUCACCCUAGAACGUGAUUACGAGGACCAGUUCAUCGAAAGCACCGGAGCUGCUUACCGACGACCGAGAACAUUUUGGCCCAAAUAAUGAUUUGGUUCAAAGAUUAAUUGUCUGUAUUUUUACAUUUUUCAAGACUGAAUUAGGCUGCGUUAGAUAAAUUUAGAAAUGAUAUUAUGCUUACAGUACAAAAUUUGUGUAUUCGUUUAAGGAUGAUUAUCUUAUCAAUUAAUGUAUGUGUUGUUAAC